UGCUUCUUGAUAAAUCGGCCAAGUUUGAGUUUUUUGUGGUUCCUAAAUGGGAUCCAUAAAUGCUCAAAAUUACAAAAUCCAAAUAUACAAAUGUACAAGGUACGAGAAAAAUUAGCCCCCUACACUAGUUACUACCCAAAUUGUACUUUUCUGGAGGCUGCCCUGGGCUAUUCGUGUAGUUUUUCUUGGAAAGGAGUAUGGAGUUCAAAAUCUCUUGUUAAGGAAGGCAUCAUAUGGAGGGUGGGCAACGGGUCGAGCAUUAACUUAUGGAGUGAUCCUUUGCUAGCAGAUGAAGAAGGGAGGUAUAUCACGAGCAACACGGAGGGGGACCUUAACUAUGUAAGUUAUUUAAUUGAUAUGGUAGCAUGGAUUGGAAACUUGACGUGGUAGAGAAGAACUCUAAUGCGUGCAACCGCCGAUGCAUACUAGCUAUUCCCUUAAGCUGGCGUGCACAAAGCGAUGAGCUCACAUGGGCUUACUCUAAUGACGAUAACUAUGUGGUGAAAACGUUGUACAUGUUGGGAAAGAGCUGUAAUAUGGAUGCUUUUCACAGAGCCUUUGUUGAGAUUUGGAAGAUGGAGGCGAGCCCGGAGGUUCGCCACUUUCUUUGGAGACAUUGCACAAGUACUCUACCAGUCAAGGGGCUGCUACAUGCACGUCACAUGGUGGAUGAAGCGACUUGUCCGUGGUGUCGUGCGGAGGAAGAAACGGUAGGCCAUGACUCUUUGAUUAUUUACGAGUUAAGGAUCCUUGGGAGGAUUGUGGUUGCGUAUCGAUGAUAGGUUGGAGGGUUGCAUGCACUAUGUGGGAUCUGGUGGUAAGUUAGACAUACCUUGAUGCGCACACAAGGCAAAAGAGGGUGUUUCUUGUGUGGUGUAUUUGGAGAGAAAGGAACCACUAUGUUUUUUAAAACAAGUUAACCCCCAAUGUUGUAAUUGUUGGGCGUGUGCAAAGGUUAGUAGAGGAACACGACAGGUACAAUGCUCGACCACAUGCCGUAGUUCGAAGCAAUGGAAAGCCCCCUGACAGGUAUGAUUAAGAUAAUGCAGAUGCCUCCCUGACGGGUGAAGGUCGUGUGAGUCUUGGUGGUGGCUUGAGACAAGGAGGGGCGAGUGAUCUUUGCAGCUAUGCGAAGAACACGAGCCUAUUGGCUCCCGGAAAUUGCUGAAGUAGGCUAUGGCCAUGCGACUUGGAAAGAGGUAUGGAGUGAAGGAUGUUAUUAUGGAAUUCGAUUCUCAAGUGUUGAUCAACCGUCUCACGAAGGGUGCUACAUAUCUUGCCGAUUUUGACUAUAUUCUAGGCGAUAUUUUCUCUUUAUGUACGCAUUUUAAUUCAGUUAGUUGGUCUAAUGUUAAAAGGAACUUUGUGGCCCAUCACCUUGCUAAGCUAGUUCCGUUCGGAGUAGAAGAGAUUUGGGAAUACCACUUUCCCCAACAAGUUGUUCCUUAUGUACUCAUGGACACUUUAUCCCCAAAUUAAUCAACUAGCUUACUUUUCCCUUUCAAAAAAACAAAAAAAACAUACAAUUAUUUGAGCAAAAUUAGUACUCCCUCCGUUUCGAAAUAAUGGGGACAAUUUAUCUUUUCACGCUUGUCGAUAUAAAUGUUUGAACAUUAAUAUCUCUAAUUUUGUGUCGUAAAAAUUAUAAAAAGUUGAUAUUCCGAAAGUACAUAUCGAGACGAAUCAAAUAAGACCCCACACGCCCAUAAAUCAUAAAUGAUAGUCAAAUUAAAAUUUAUAAAUAGUGUCAAAUUGUCCAUAUUAUUUCGAAAUGAGGUACUCCCUCCGUCCCUUAAUACUCGCACCGCUUUCCUUUUCGGGCCGUCCCUUAAUACUUGCACCGUUUCUAUACAUGGAAAUCUUUACCAAUGUUAUAUUAUUUCUCACACUUACCUACUCCCUACAAAAAAUCAUUUAAAAAUCCACACCCCCACUCACUACUUCCCACCCCUUACACAUUUCCCACUAACUAUAUUAAAAAAAUACCCUACUAUCAACUAAUAUCCAUUAAAUUGAUAAGUCAAUUCACAUGUUUUAAACUCAACCGGUGCGAGUAUUAAGAGACGGAGGGAGUACUUCCUAAGUCUGAUACGGAGUAUGACACAAACUUCGCUCUCUCCAAAGUUAAAAUAUUAUCAAGUGGCUAACGUCUGAAUUCAUGUGAUUCAUAUCUACGUUUUCGUAUUCCACAAAAGCCAUCCUCAUUCGGAUUCCUCACUGAAAUCCCCUCACUAUAAAACCCACUCUUCUAACCCUCCGCCACCCCUCUCUGUCCUCCCCCUCUGCUAUUCCUCUCACCUAACCACCAUCCAUCAAUGGCGGCCACAGCAGCGACAACAUUUUCUCUCUCAUCCUCCUCCUCCACUUCCGCCGCUGCAUCUAAAGCCUUGAAACAGUCUCCUAAACCCUCCGCGUUGAACUUAGGGUUUCUCGGCUCUUCUUCUACAAUCAAAGCAUGUAGGUCUCUCAAGGCUGCUCGUGUUCUUCCUAGCGGCGCUAACGGUGGAGGAUCGGCGCUUUCUGCUCAAAUGGUUUCGGCGCCGUCUAUCAACACUCCAUCUGCUACCACCUUUGACUUUGAUAGCUCUGUUUUCAAGAAAGAGAAGGUUACUCUCUCCGGUCACGACGAGUACAUUGUGAGAGGAGGGAGGAAUUUGUUUCCAUUGUUGCCGGAUGCUUUUAAGGGUAUUAAGCAGAUUGGUGUUAUCGGAUGGGGUUCUCAGGCCCCAGCUCAAGCUCAGAACUUGAAGGAUUCUCUGACAGAGGCAAAGUCUGAUGUUGUUGUCAAGAUUGGUCUUCGCAAAGGAUCUAACUCUUUUGCCGAGGCACGUGCUGCUGGUUUCAGUGAAGAGAAUGGCACUUUAGGUGAUAUGUGGGAGACCAUUUCUGGAAGUGACCUUGUUCUGCUGCUGAUUUCUGAUUCUGCUCAGGCUGACAAUUACGAAAAGGUAUUCUCCCACAUGAAACCAAACAGCAUUCUUGGGUUGUCACAUGGAUUUCUUUUGGGGCACCUGCAAUCUUUGGGGCAGGACUUCCCCAAGAACAUUAGCGUGAUUGCUGUAUGCCCCAAGGGAAUGGGGCCUUCUGUUAGAAGGUUGUAUGUUCAAGGUAAAGAAGUCAAUGGCGCUGGAAUCAACUCUAGCUUUGCUGUUCACCAGGAUGUUGAUGGUAGGGCUACAGAUGUAGCACUUGGCUGGUCAAUUGCUCUUGGAUCUCCUUUCACAUUUGCUACUACUCUUGAGCAGGAAUAUAAGAGUGACAUCUUUGGGGAGCGAGGUAUCUUGCUUGGUGCUGUUCACGGAAUUGUCGAGUGCCUGUUCAGAAGGUACACAGAAAGCGGAAUGAGCGAAGAUUUAGCCUACAAGAACACUGUUGAGUGCAUCACUGGUGUCAUAUCAAAGACCAUAUCAACAAAGGGAAUGCUUGCCUUGUACAAUUCUUUGUCAGAAGAAGGCAAAAAGGACUUCCAAGCUGCUUACAGCGCCUCAUACUACCCUUCAAUGGACAUUUUGUACGAGUGCUAUGAAGAUGUUGCUAGUGGUAGUGAGAUCCGAAGUGUUGUUUUGGCUGGACGGCGCUUCUAUGAGAAGGAAGGCCUCCCAGCUUUUCCAAUGGGUAAAAUUGAUCAAACCAGAAUGUGGAAGGUGGGUGAGAAGGUCAGAUCAGUCAGACCUGCAGGUGACUUGGGCCCAUUAUAUCCAUUCACUGCUGGUGUCUAUGUUGCUCUAAUGAUGGCCCAGAUAGAGAUCUUGAGGAAGAAGGGUCACUCGUACUCGGAGAUCAUCAACGAGAGUGUGAUUGAAGCAGUGGAUUCCUUGAACCCCUUCAUGCAUGCCCGGGGUGUCUCAUUUAUGGUUGACAACUGCUCAACCACAGCAAGGCUUGGAUCAAGAAAAUGGGCCCCUCGUUUCGAUUACAUCCUAAGCCAACAAGCUUUGGUAGCUGUUGACAAUGGUGCUCCAAUCAACCAAGAUUUGAUCAGCAACUUCUUGUCAGAUCCUGUUCAUGAAGCUAUUGGAGUUUGCGCACAGCUCAGACCAUCUGUUGAUAUCUCCGUGACUGCUGAUGCUGAUUUUGUUCGCCCAGAGUUGCGCCAGGCAUAAGUAUUAGGCAUGGAGAUAUUAACUCCAAGGUUAUUGUAAUUUUAGCUUGUCCUGUCCGAGAUGCUUGAUAUUUUCUUCAAGUUUUGGCUAGAGUUUUGUGUUUGAUUUGGGACUUGGAAGAGUGGUUUGUCUAACUCGUAUGUUGUAAUGUUAUAAUAUGUGGCUGCAAUGGCCCAUCUUAUCA
Spinacia oleracea (spinach) is the source of this 4287-nucleotide messenger RNA. The record is from RefSeq and is a predicted model, not a curated record. NCBI's taxonomy places the organism in Eukaryota, Viridiplantae, Streptophyta, Magnoliopsida, Caryophyllales, Amaranthaceae.